AAUUUGGGUCAAGCUACAUGGAAUGCCAUCAAUGUGCUUUCACGAAGCCAUUGUCUUGUACCUUGCUAACAAACUGGGCAAGCCAAUCAAAGUAAACAGUAUAACUCUCUUGGAUACAAGCGAGAAAUUCGCAAGAGUAUGUGUGGAAGUUGAUCUCACUCAACAGUUACCAUCAACUCUUGAUUUAGAUCUGGAAGAGCUACCUCAAAGUAUGGUUUGGUGGAGUAUGAAGAAUCGCUUUGCUAUAAUUGAGGAGUUGAUGGAUGAAGAAACUGAUUUGAUAGUAGCAAACAAAGAGAAAGCAGCGGUUGAGGGGGAAAAUAUGGCAAACUCAAAAGAUAUCACCAUCGAGAUGGAUAUCACUCUUCCUCAAAUUGCUGAAACCCAAAAAGAGGCCAAUAAGCAGCAGAUGGAUUUUGUACCAAAGAUGCUACCUUCAAUUCAAAACUCUUUAGCAUGCUUCCCUAUGGAGUCUCCUGCCACAAUAAUGCUUCAAGUGGAUAAUACAUUACCGAUGUUAAAGCCAGCCCAAGACUUGGGGGUUAAUCCUACGUUGUUGCAAGUUGGCCAAGUUAGUUGCUUCAUAACUUUUGCUUAUGUUCAACCUUACUCAAUUAUGAAAGACUUAUUUUGGGAUCAACUUCAUGGCAUUGCUCAACAUAUUCAUGGUAAUUGGGUGGUAAUGGGAUACUUCAAUGAUAUACUCACGGUGGACGAAGCAUCCCCAAAGGCAGUAAGAGGUUUUGUGAGAAGACAACGCUUUAGAGAUAGACUCUCCAGUUGUGGUUUACAUUCUAUGGAACCAUUAGGCUGCAAGUAUACCUGGUUGCGCAAACAAAAUGGUAGAGUUCCAUUGAGAGAACGAUUGGACAAGGCUCUGUUUAAUCUCAUGGCACUUGACACGCUCCUGGAUGCUAAAGUGAUCAAUCUUUCGAGGCUAUGCAGUGAUCAUCAUCUUGUGUUGUUCUGCUUGGAUACUCCUAUUUAGGGAGACAGGAACUUUAAACCUAUUCAUUUUGAGGCUACAUGGUUGACACAUGAGGCUUUCAAAUAGGUUUUUUCUGGUGCAUGGUGUUCACAAAAUUCAUCAAUAGCCUCUACCAUUAAAUCUGUUCAGGAUGCUUGUCAGCAAUGGAAUAAAGCCGAGUUGGAAAU
Molecule: messenger RNA, 1155 nt
Organism: Rubroshorea leprosula
Lineage: Eukaryota; Viridiplantae; Streptophyta; Magnoliopsida; Malvales; Dipterocarpaceae
Source: the annotation of a GenBank genome assembly